Hymenoscyphus albidus is the source of this 3308-nucleotide messenger RNA. NCBI's taxonomy places the organism in Eukaryota, Fungi, Ascomycota, Leotiomycetes, Helotiales, Helotiaceae. The record is from the annotation of a GenBank genome assembly.
UUUGUCUUCUGCGCUGAUCCCCUGAAGUGUUCUGGCUUUAUCCUUGCCUACACGAUUCCCAUGAAAGCAAAACUUACGAGAAUACCUACAAUCACGCCAGACGGACAGCCCACCUCAUCCCACCUAGGCCAUUGUAGGCACAUCUCCAUCGCAAGUAUCUACGCAUUACGCAAGUAAAGAACGGUACGGUACGGUACGAGACCAGACCGUACGAUCCGCGCCUGCGCCUAGGUGCAAGUGACUCAGAAGCAAAUUGACCUGUCUUGUACCAACGCAAAGGCCGACCACACUACGCACCACCCAGCACGCCCCUCACGCCCUCGGCCCCCCAGUCCACUCGCGAUAAUGUCUAAAACGACAGUUGAUCCAGCAGCGCUGACGGGUUUUGGCAUCGACGACUUCAGUGAUCCAGUGAGCUUUGUUGACGUUGACACACUAGACCAAGAGCCUCUCUUCGCCGCUGAUUGGGACCAACCUCAGCCAGCAAUGGGGACCCCUCCUUACGAUGACGGCAAUCUCUAUUCCACCCCAUUGAACUGGGACCCUCCAGAAGCCAAAAUCGAACCACUCUACGCCGGACAAUACACCAAUCAUACUAUGAAUACCCUCACCCCCGAAGUGCGCGAAAAACUGCGCAACAUCGCCAUGCCUAGCCACCUUCAGUAUCGCGGCCACCACAGUCCCAACUCCACGGUGAGUUACAAGAGCAAUUCCAAUUCGGCUUCGUCGCCCAAGACCAACGGCAGCAACAGCAGCCGCAAGCGCAAGUCCUCUGCCUCAGGUGACGACGAGGACGAGGAUCCUGCCGAAGGGCACCCGCCGGUGAAGAAGACAGCCCAUAAUAUGAUCGAAAAGCGAUAUCGAACCAACCUAAAUGACAAGAUUGCUGCGCUACGAGAUAGUGUACCCAGUCUCCGGAUAAUGACCAAGAGUGCCCGCGGCGAAGACACUGCUGACGAUAGGGAAGAGCUGCAAGGAUUGACACCUGCCCACAAACUAAACAAGGCAACUGUUAGUAACCUCUUCCAUUGCAAGUACAGAACAUCGAUUAACGCUGCCCUAUUAGGUUCUCAGUAAAGCCACCGAGUACAUCCAAUUUCUAGAGAGGAAGAACAAAAAACUACAGGCGGAAAACGAGUUGCAAAAGGCUCGUAUCGCUGCAUUUGAGACGUUGUUCCACUCGGGUUCAUUCCCCUCUAAUCCUCAUCCUCAUCCCCAAAUGACGAAUCAGUUUCAAUACCCCCGAGACUACAAUACUCCAGGUCAUUCGCCAACUGGUGAUCCUCAGGGCUUGAUUCCAGUUCCAGAGAAUAUUCAACGUCUUCACGCUCAAGCGAACCGACAAGCACCAUAUCCCGUUCCACAACAACAAUUCAACCAGAAUCGACAACCAGUUGGACAAAACGGCUGGCAAACUGGAGGGGGAUACUUUGGCAAACUAAUGGUUGGAUCUUUAGCCGGCCUAAUGCUCAUGGAAGGUUUCGCCGAAACCGAGCAGACAACUGCUACUCCUGGCGGUCGUGGUCUCUCUGCGCUCCCAUUCCAGCUUAUUGGAACCCUUUCGAAAAGCCUUUACUCUUCAAUGGACGUUAGGCUACUUGGUUACCACGUUUCAGCAGCCCAAUCCCUAAAUUAUAUGAAAAUCUUCUUGGUCAUCGGUGCCUUUGUAACGAUUGUCCUUCCUUCCAUGUCCACAAGAACCUCAAGAGUAAAGAAUGACAAGACAAAACCUGCUGAGCUAUCCGCGGCACCAUCACUCGCAUCACCAAUUCAUCUACGUCGACAAUCUUGGCUUACCGCAAUUCAAACAGUAUGGGUGCCACGUCAUAACUUCUUCCUCGAGGCGGCUGCUCUUUGUCUUAAAAUUGCAAAGCUCAGCAUUCGCAACUUUAUUGGUUCGGAAGGCUACGCCUAUCUGACCGGUAUUACUCUGCAAGAAGAGGCUGCCAGAGUCAAAGCCUGGGAAAUUGCCCUGGAUGCUCAAUUGGCCGGUGGCGAUGUUGAGGUAAGCAAGAGCCGACUGACUCUGACUUUGUUGGCUUCAGGCACUCUGCCAGAUACACCAGCCAGAUUGAUGCUCAAGGCAUUACAUAUUCGAGUACUCCUUUGGGAGGUGGGUAAUGCCGGCUUCAAUGGCUUCUACAUGUUUCAUGAGAUUGCUGCAAAGAUGGCUCGUUGGAAGUGGAAUGAGGCAAAGACAAUGCACCGAAUUCCCAUCCAAACUAAGGAAAAGCCCGAUGGCCAUUUUCCAGAAUACCUGCAGGCUCUUCUCGAGGAAGAAUGCGAUGACGUUCUCACCGAUUGCAUUGGUCAACGCGCUUAUAACCUGGCUUGGAACCUUCCAACCACUUUUAACGUCCUCGGCUCCAGCGAUGGCAUGAAUGGGGUCACAGAUGAUUCUGCCAUUCGAAGCCCGCUCGAUGCCGUAGCUGCAUGGUAUUCUAGCCUUGUUCUUCAAAGAGCACUCACCAACAGCCUCGACACGAAGACUGCCGUUGACAAAACCCAUAUUACAAUCGCCAAAGACAUUGCCCUUGCUAUCAAGGUCGCGCCUACAGGAUCUCGGUCUCAUUCACAAGCGUUGGUAGCUCAAGCUCUCCUUGUGCAGGAUAAUCGUAAAGAAAACUUCAAAAAUGCUGUUCGCAUUCUAUCUCCUUUCAAAGCAAAAGAUGCGAAGAACGCGACGUCUACGCUCAUCGACUCGACUUCUACCGUUUCUAGCCUCCCAGACAUUCGCAUGACGUUGCGAUGUGCCGAAGCAAUUACGUGUCUCGAUGAGUUUCCCUCGCCACAAAACCCCGUUGGUGCACACCCUACCAUCAAUGCCAUUGCCCCAGCCAUUGUCCCCGCGAACCUCAGUCUCCUCAGCUUCACGGCUGCAUUUCACCUCAUGGAAAAAUUGCAUGCUCAUGAGAAGAUGGCGGUUAGCUGUUCUAUGACAUUGGAAAAACUGGCCGGUAGCUUGCGAAUUUGGAUCGGCGGUCCGUAUGGUGAAAAGAGUGGUCUUGAGAAGAGUGUCAAGAAAGACAUGGUGGAGCGAUGUCUGACGAUCACGAAACAUGUUCUUGGAAUGGAGAAGGAUGCGGGUUAUGAGAGCAUGAGUGAGGGCGAUACGAGUGAGGGUUGUUGAUCGGCUUCUGGAUAUUGGACUUGAUAUUCUCUGAUCUUCUCUUGCCCUGCAUUACUGAGGGAUUUCACAUUCUUGGUUGUACAUUGAUGGGUAAAUUGCUUUUGGGGGCGUUUAGCGGGUACUGGUACUCGAACUUGAUGCACCGAAUGAUAUUCAUGUGUGUGAUGGGGCGUUGGGA